Messenger RNA from Arachis ipaensis, 2159 nucleotides. The record is from RefSeq and is a predicted model, not a curated record. NCBI's taxonomy places the organism in Eukaryota, Viridiplantae, Streptophyta, Magnoliopsida, Fabales, Fabaceae.
ACAUAUCACUUCUAUUAAAUAAUUUGUUGCAUGUUUCUAACUAGGUUCAAAAUCAAUGUAAUGAAAUUUUUGAUCCUGGUUUGCAAUCACUUUCUUGGGGUCCUUCAAACAAAGCAACAAGUUAUCUAAUUUAUAAAGUAAAUGGAUAUACAUUUCAUACCCUUGCAAGGUCAAAAGGAAAAAAAAAUUGAUAACACCGGUGUGUUUGUUAAAGGUGAUAUAGGCAGUGGGGAAAGUGAUUGGUUUGGAGUAUUAGAAGAUAUACUCGAGUUUGAAUACACUGGUAGUGACUCUAAUCGAGUUGUUUUGUUCAAAUGUCAAUGGUAUGAUCCAAGUCGUCCAAAUGGAACACGUAUUUAUAAUGACUACAAAAUAACUGAAGUCAACCAUAGUAAAAGAUAUCGCCACUAUGAUCCUUUCAUUGUCGUCCAAAAAGCUAAACAAGUUUACUUCUUACCUUAUCCUGGAAAUUGCAAGUCUAUGUGGCAUGUUGUUGUAAACACUAAACCAAGAGGUCGAAUUGAAAUCAAUCAUGUACAUGUAGAGGAGGAUGAGGAAGAGAAUGAUGUAGCUUAUCAAGCGGAUGAGAGCAAUCCUUCUAGGAUUUCUGACACCGAGCCUUCUAUCAGUCUUAAGUCUCCAUUUGGAGAGGACCGCAUUGUCGAAUUGUCCAUCGGCUCUAGUUCUGGGGCUAAUAAAAAUGAAGAUGAUGAUGUUGCAGACUUUGAUGAUGAUAUUGAUUUUUAAUAGGUGGCAGUAGUGAAGGAAAUUCAUUGGGAAGGUAAAGGGUAGCAGUGCACGAAUGAGGUGAGCCCCUUCUCUCACUCUCUCACUCUCUCACUCUCUGUGUGCCCCGCGUGCUCUCUGCUGCUUCAACUCCAAAUCUGCAUCCUUUCUAGUCAUGGCUCCUCGGGUCAAGGGUAAAGGUGUCAAGGGUCAUAGAAGUUCUCGCACCACUGUCGCAGCCACUAUUUCAACCACCUCCACCUCUUCUGGGACUUCGGUUGUGCCAGAUUUUCAAUCAGGAUCACUUAGCCAGCAACCGUAUUUGAGGGUACCUAAUCCAGGCUACACAGGUCUUCCUCCACCAAGUUGGCCUACUCCAGGAUGUAUGGAUCCCCCUCCUCCACCCCCUCCUCCAAUUUCGAUUCCUCCUCCGCUUCGCAAUUCCAAUCUAUUAGUUGAUUCAGAGACACCUGGAAGCUCUAGUACAUCUCCUCCAUCAGAGACUGCAUCGGUUCCUAAUAGUGUCACAAAAGAAAGAUUGGUUCCUGAUGGAAAAAUAAGUUGGUUACCUUUCCCUCCUGGUUCUCAGAAGAUUACAGAUAUCAUCAAGAAACGAUAUGAUAAACCGUACAAAAAGUUUGGAGAUGUCCCUCUUCCGACAAAGAAGCUUUGGUUUAAGGAGUGGAAGAGCCACUUUCUUAUUGAUGAUGAUGAUGAUGAGUUUUUCUGGAGGGCUUUCAAGUAUAGGACAAGUAAGCGAUUUAGCCAAAUGAUGUCUGAUAUCCGUGAGGGUGUGGAUACAACCCACGAAUGGCUAAUUCCUGCUUACAAAAAGGUGUUGGAAAGGUACUGGAAAACAGAUGAGAAAUGAAAAAAUAUAAGGAAAAAAGCAAGGGAGAAUCGAGCGUCACUCUUAGGUGGUUCUGUCCAUUGCGGUGGUUCUAUUCCAUUGAGCUCAACUAUAGAGAGGAUGAAGAAGCAGUUGGGCCGUACACCAACCCACGAGGAGGUCUUCAAAGAAACCCACACACUUAAAAGUGACAAGUCUAAAUGGGUGGACAAGCGCUCUCAAGACACUCAUGAGAAGUUUAUAAAAAAGUUAGCAGAAGUUCAGGCCCAACAUGCCGAAGCUCAAGCACAAGGAAUGAAGCUACAACCAAUUGAUGAAGAUUUGAUUUGGGAGGAAGUGUGUGGUGGGCAAAAGAAGAAUCGAGUUUACGAAAAAGGUUCAUUCUUUUCUAACUCUAUCAAGUCUGGAACCACUUUUGUCAAUUCUGUAUCUGGAAGAGCACCAAGAAAUCAAAAUUCUAUUCCUGAUUUGCGAGAACAGAUUCAUAAUCUCAAUGAAGAGCUUUUUCAGCGUGUUACUCAACAAACAGAUGAGCGUAUUAGUAAGUUGUUAGAUACACGCUUGGCUCCUUUGGAAAAGACUC